This is a messenger RNA of Ficedula albicollis (Collared flycatcher), 4144 nucleotides long. It is a transcript of the gene GRIN2C, whose product is annotated as glutamate ionotropic receptor NMDA type subunit 2C. Gene Ontology annotation, cellular component: NMDA selective glutamate receptor complex; postsynaptic membrane; postsynaptic density membrane. The coding region runs from base 11 to 4144 and encodes 1377 amino acids. Gene Ontology annotation, biological process: long-term synaptic potentiation; excitatory postsynaptic potential; monoatomic ion transport. Lineage: Eukaryota; Metazoa; Chordata; Aves; Passeriformes; Muscicapidae. Gene Ontology annotation, molecular function: NMDA glutamate receptor activity; transmitter-gated monoatomic ion channel activity involved in regulation of postsynaptic membrane potential. The transcript has 16 exons. The record is from RefSeq and is a predicted model, not a curated record.
GCUGGUGGACAUGGGCAGAGCGCCGGCACACACUCUGCUACUGUGGAUGGUGCUGGGCUGCUCGGCUGCCUUCACGGACAUCCUGCUGCCGGGCCCUGAGGAGCCAGUGGUCAACGUGGCCGUGGUGUUCGGGGGCACGUCCUACCCCCUGCACAUCCGCUCCCGCCUGAGCCCCCAGAGCUUCCUGGACAUGCCCCUGGAGAUCCACCCCAUCACUGUUGUCGUCAACAACACCAACCCCAGCACCCUCCUCACCCAGAUCUGCGACAUCCUCGCCAGCCACAAGAUCCACGGCAUCGUCUUUGAGGACAACGUGGGCACGGAGGCCGUGGCCCAGAUCCUUGACUUCAUCUCCUCCCAGACACAGGUCCCUAUCAUCAGCAUCAGUGGCGGGUCUGCAGUGGUCCUGACCCCAAAGGAGCCCGGAUCAGCUUUCCUGCAGUUGGGUGUCUCCAUCGAGCAGCAAAUCCAGGUGAUCUUCAAGGUGUUGGAGGAAUACGACUGGGGCUCCUUCGCUGUCAUCACCAGCCUCUACCCAGGCUACAACAUCUUCCUGGAUGUCAUCCGCUCCUUCACGGACGCCAGCUACUUCGGCUGGGAGCUGCAGGAGGUGCUCACCUUCGAGAUGAGCCAGGAGCAGGGCAGCUCCAGGACGCAGCGGCUCCUGCGCCAGAUCGAUGCCCAGGUCCUCAUCGUUUACUGCUCCCGAGAGGAGGCCGAGUAUCUCUUCUCCAUGGCGGAGCAAGCCGGGCUGGUGGGGCCAGGAUACAUCUGGAUCGUGCCCAGCAUGACCGUGGGCAACAUGGAGGUGCCACCCUCCUCCUUCCCCGUGGGCCUCAUCAGCGUGGUGACAGAGAGCUGGAAGCUGAGCCUGCGGCAGAAGGUGCGGGAUGGCGUGGCCAUCAUUGCCAUGGGGGCAGCCAGCUUCUUCCGUGCCCAUGGCUACCUCCCAGAGGUGGGGAGGGACUGCUGGGCCCCCGCCAGGGCCACCACCACCAACACGAGCUUCUACCGGCACCUCCUCAAUGUGACGUGGGAGCACAAGGACUUCUCCUUCAAUGAAGGUGGCUACCUGAUCAGGCCCACCAUGGUGGUGAUCACGCUCAACCAGCACCGGCUCUGGGAGAUGGUGGGCAAGUGGGAGAAGGGCAUCAUCCACAUGAAGUACCCGGUGUGGCCCCGCUACGGCGCCUUCAUGCAGCCCGUGGUGGACAACCGGCACCUGACAGUGGCUACCCUGGAGGAGAGACCCUUUGUCAUCGUGGAGAACACGGACCCCAGCACGGGGGUGUGCGUGCGCAACACCGUGCCCUGCCGCAAGCAGACCAACUCCUCCCACAGUGGUGAUGGCCUUGUGGAUCCCUACACCAAGCUGUGCUGCAAAGGUUUCUGCAUUGACAUCCUGAAGAAGCUGGCCAAGACGGUGAAGUUCUCCUACGACCUCUACCUGGUGACCAAUGGCAAACAUGGCAAGAUUGUCCGUGGGGUCUGGAACGGCAUGAUUGGUGAGGUGUACUACAAGCGUGCAGACAUGGCCAUCGGCUCCCUCACCAUCAACGAGGAGCGGUCUGAGAUCGUGGAUUUCUCCGUGCCCUUUGUGGAGACAGGCAUCAGUGUCAUGGUGGCCCGGAGCAACGGCACCGUGUCCCCCUCUGCCUUCCUGGAGCCUUACAGCCCAGCCGUGUGGGUCAUGAUGUUUGUCAUGUGCCUCACUGUGGUGGCCAUCACCGUCUUUGUGUUCGAGUAUUUCAGCCCCGUUGGUUACAACCAGAACCUCACCAGUGGCAAGAGGCCGGGGGGUCCCUCCUUCACCAUCGGCAAGUCCAUCUGGCUGCUGUGGGCUCUGGUCUUCAACAACUCAGUCCCCAUCGAGAACCCCAAGGGCACCACUAGCAAGAUCAUGGUGCUCAUCUGGGCCUUCUUCGCCGUCAUCUUCCUCGCCAGCUACACGGCCAACCUGGCUGCCUUCAUGAUCCAGGAGCAGUACAUUGACACUGUGUCGGGGCUGAGUGACAGGAAGUUCCAGAGGCCACAGGAGCAGUACCCACCGUUCCGCUUCGGCACUGUCCCCAACGGCAGCACCGAGAGGAACAUCCGCAGCAACUACCCCGACAUGCAUACCCACAUGGUGAAGUACAACCAGCGCACUGUGGAGGAUGCCCUCACCAGCCUCAAAAUGGGGAAGCUGGAUGCCUUCAUCUACGACGCGGCGGUGCUGAACUACAUGGCGGGCAAGGACGAGGGCUGCAAGCUGGUGACCAUCGGCAGCGGGAAGGUGUUUGCCACCACGGGCUACGGCAUCGCCCUGCAGAAGGACUCGCGCUGGAAGCGGGCCAUUGACCUGGCCCUGCUCCAGUUCCUGGGAGAUGGUGACACCCAGAAGCUGGAGACAGUUUGGCUGUCAGGGAUCUGCCAGAAUGAGAAGAAUGAGGUGAUGAGCAGCAAGCUGGACAUCGACAACAUGGCUGGGGUUUUCUACAUGCUGCUGGUGGCCAUGGGGCUGAGCCUGCUGGUCUUCGCCUGGGAGCACCUCAUCUACUGGAAGCUGCGUCAUUCCGUCCGCAAGUCCCACAAGCUUGACUUUCUCCUGGCCAUCAGCAGGGGCAUCUACAGCUGCUUCAAUGGGGUGCAGACCCUGUCGAGCCCUGGGCGGGCACCCAGACCCGAUGUCACUGCCAGCUCAGCCCAGGCCAAUGUGCUGAAAAUGCUGCAGGCGGCCAAAGAGAUGGUGCAGACGGCCAGCGUGGGCGGCUCGCUGGAGCAGGCCACCCGCACCAUCGAGGACUGGAGCAACCACAGCGAGCGCCUCCAGACCACCUUCUCGCUGAGGACACCCCAGCUCGUGGUGCAGAACAGCACCGGCGCACACCGGGGGCCCCCCUCCAGCCCGCACCCCGCCGAGAGGCUGGGGAGAGCCUACGCUGCCAAGGGUGCUCCCCUGGGGCUGCCGCUGCCCCAGCCCAUCCCUGUGGACCCCCGUCUGCACGGGGAGGAGAACUGGAGAGGGGAAAACGAGUACCCCCGCCUGAUUCACCCCCUGAAGUUUCGGGGUGGCUGUGUAGGGGAUGAAGCCCUCACAAAUUUCCCCCACCUCCUGGUGAAGACUUCUCCAGGAGGGGAUUAUGGGGAGCAGAUGCUGGUGGGGAACCAUAUCGGGGCUCCCCUCCCGCCCCCCACAUCCCCCAGGGACCUCCCACCGCCGGACAUCUACAGGGAGCACAAGCGGCCGUCGGGACGGGGGGAGCGGCUGCAGAACACCCCGCUGCUCCAGAGGGACGGCACGCACGGCGGCUCGGGGACCCUGCCCCGGCUGCUCUCGGCAGCGGAGAAGAAGCGGGAGCUGGGCAGCGCCUUCCUGCCUCCAUCCUGCUCUCGCGGAGCCUUCCCCAGAGUCACCAGGACUUGCAGAGCCAGGGCCGAGCCGGCGCGGCCGGAGGCGGCGGCGAUGGAGCGGGAGAAGCUGAGCCGAUGGGCGAGCUCGGCCAGGCUGCCCGGGGAGCGCGGCGACAAGCGGCUGCCGUCCUACCGGGAGGCCUGCCGGCAAAAUCCCCGUGCCACCGCCACCGUGCCGGCGUGCGCCCCCCGCGCCUGCAUGAACUCCUACGCCAACCUGCCCCUCUACGCCAGACCCCUGUGGCGGGGGUCCCCGCCGCCCCGGGAGCGCCCCGGGCCGCACCGCUGCGAGCGGGGCUCCGGGCGCUGGGACAGCGCCUGCAGAGACUGCGGGAGGCGCGGGGAGCCCGCCGUGCUGCGGGCGGACAGGAGGGACCCGCCGCUGGCCCGCGGGGCUGGUAUCGGGGACGCCAAAUGCACCGCCGCCGUUUCGCCGUCACGUUUUGGUUUCAUUCAAAGGACUCGAAACGCCAUUUCCAGCUAUGACAUCUCCUUAGCAGGUCCUAUUUUCACUGCCCCAUUGCUCAGCAUUGUAAGACCCAUCCUGAUGAGGAGAGGGGGAACAAAGGAGGGCAGCAUAGAUCAGCCACUGGGAAGGGGUUCCAAUGGCAAGGACAUGCUGGUGCUGCUUUGGAGAGAUGGUGACUCAGACCCAUCCGUCAUGGCCAUCCCCUCCAGGAAUAGCUGCUCCGUGCCUAAGUACGAGGAAGAAAGGGAUGGAAAAAGAAGUCAGAUCAAACUAGAUGUAUAA